Messenger RNA from Salvelinus fontinalis (brook trout), 2510 nucleotides. RefSeq lists its product as uncharacterized. The coding region runs from base 486 to 2084 and encodes 532 amino acids. The record is from RefSeq and is a predicted model, not a curated record. NCBI's taxonomy places the organism in Eukaryota, Metazoa, Chordata, Actinopteri, Salmoniformes, Salmonidae. Gene Ontology annotation, molecular function: protein binding. The transcript is spliced from 8 exons.
UUCAUGCCAAAAUAAGAUGCAAAACAUGCAACAUCCUCUUAUUUUUUGCAAAAAAUGUGGGGCUCAAAACGGGUCACCACUGGGAAGGAGUUAAAUUACCAUUUGAUAUUUGCAUUUUCUAAAUGGAUUGGCUGGGGUAAUGUAUUAACUUGUAAAAUCCUGAUGAUGACCACGCAAUUAGAUGGAAAGUCCAAUUUACCUAAUGUAAUGGUAGGCGACCUAUAUACAUAAUUGAAUGGUACAACCUGAAUAGGUGCGCUUGAUUUAGAUCGCACCGGGUUAGUUUGUCCUUUGGAAAAGCCUUUUCAUCAUUUGGUAGCUCACUAGGCGAACCCCACUCACUCGGCGCGCCAGGCAAGCUCAAUCAAUCGUCCCUCGUGCCCAGGUGUAAAACUCCCUGGUGAUUUCCCGUUUGACUGCAACAAUGGUACGUUCCUAAACCUUAAAUCCCUCUCAAACAUGGCCGAUUUUGGCAGGUGGCAAAUAUGGCACUUCGUGAGGGUAAUUGGGAGGAUGAGUUGCAGGGACAGUUCUCGCUUUUAUCCGCUACUUCGUUCGAGGUCAAAGAAGAAAGUGAGGCCACACAUGGAAGCUCCAACACGGGGAUACUAGACUUAAGUGACGAAGUCUUUAUUCUCAUCCUACGUCGGCUGGAUCCCACGUCUCUCUUGAGAGUUGGGAGCACCUGCCGAACCCUUUUUCGAGUUUGUUCCUGCAACUCACUGUGGACAAGACACUUCCAGACCUCAUUUGGAGUGCAGUUUGCCACCGCCACCUGCUCCAUCUCUGCCAAGAGUGCCUUCCGUUUGAUCUUCAUGUGGCGGACUCUCUUUAGAAACCUGUACUGUAACCGGUCUCUUCAGGAGAAGCUCUUUGCAGAGAUCCCAUUCCCACCACACAAGUACUGGGUCCAGUGGCUGGUUCUGGAAGAGACUGUUCCUCUGCCCUCCGUGAGACUGCCUUGCACCGACAUAGAGAGCUUAUGGGGAAUUGAGAAGGAAGUGUUGGAAGGUAAAGUUCAAGAGGAAGAUGAGGAUGAGGGCAGAAUGCUGAAGUUCGAAUGGAAGGAGCUGUAUGCCUUGGCUCUUGAGCACCAUGGAAGCAUUGCCAAGGUUUUCCAGCAUGUUCUCAACCAACAGAGCAAUGUGCAUCCACUUGAGCUAAAGGUUUCUACCCUGAUGUGGACUUCUACCCUACCAGACCACUGUGAGCUGGAGGCCAUGUUCAGUCAGUACAGCCAGUGUCGCUUCCAAUGGCUCUUCACCUACUGGUUGUUCCGCCAGCCUGCACCCUUCGACAGGCAGCUCAGGGCCAUCUACCUGCAGUGGCAGGAGCACAGCAAGAGGAAGGUAGUGUCCUGGGGAGACACGUUGUGUGACAUCAGGUACCUGGCCUCAUUGCAUCACAUCACCACCGACUACUGGCGGGGCAAGCUGGCCCAGGGUGACGAGACUGUGGGAAUUCAGACAGUGGAAAACUAUUUCUCCAUGUGCAAAUCCCUGGUGGCCUGGAUUUUAGGGCGUGACUGGGGCAGAUUGAAAUGCAAAAAGGUGUAUGAGGACACACUGGAGGGUGUGUACCUGCUGCUGAGGAGGGAGAUGCAGGAGACCCUGGUGGAGCGCGAGAGGUUCUGGCAGGUGGCCAAGGUCCAGAUGACCCGAGUGUGCACCCUGGAGGAGACUGCUGUAAACUAUGUCAACUGGAAGAUGAUUGAAACACUGCCCUACUACAAGCUGUACAUGGUGUCAGGCAACAUGGUGUACCUAGACCACGUGCAGGGCUUCCUCCACAGGAAGAGGCUGGUCCAUGACUGGUUCUUCAUUAAGGAGAACACCUGGGUCAGACAGCUGCUGCCUGGUGACCUCUACCCUCUCCUGGAGUUUGACACCAAGAUCUCCCAAGACAGCCUGCAUGGAGACUCCAUGCCAGCCCAGUUGAGCAGGGUGCUCUGGCUGUACCUCCACUCUGGACGGACACUCUACCUGGAGGCAGUGAAAGGCCUGGUGCUGCAGUGUGCUCAGGCCAGUCUGGGCCACUUCUGCAGCCUCUCCCCUGGCGCCUCCGUUCAGCCCCAUGUCAGCUAGCUGGCUAACACAGAUUGACCACUUCGUUUUAGAGCCUCUACGAGAUGUACAGUACCACUUUUUUCUAUACUGGAUCCAGUGUCCACAGUGCUUUUCACUUUUUACUGUAUUUUAUCACCACUUAGAUUUUAGCUAGUGCUGGUGAGCUGGAAUCUAGAUUUUAAAUGAAUUUUUAAACUUUAAUCUUUAUCAAUAGUUAAUGAAAUGUAGGCUAUUGAUGUACAUUGUAGAAACCUUGUUUGCUAACAUGUAAUUACUCUACAGCCAACAUUUGAGAAAAGCCAUUGAAGUGUUGGCAUUUAUCAAUCAUUCUCAAAUGGUGGUAAUUUUUUUUCAAAGCCUAACAAUUCUUGGCCAAAUAACAAAGGCUAGAAACUUAACAGUGCUGGGUUGCUCUAUAAUGAAUAAACAACUCUGACAAACUUU